Carlito syrichta (Philippine tarsier) is the source of this 1087-nucleotide messenger RNA. It is a transcript of the gene ITPA, whose product is annotated as inosine triphosphatase. Gene Ontology annotation, molecular function: nucleoside triphosphate diphosphatase activity. The transcript has 8 exons. Gene Ontology annotation, cellular component: cytoplasm. Gene Ontology annotation, biological process: nucleoside triphosphate catabolic process. The record is from RefSeq and is a predicted model, not a curated record. Lineage: Eukaryota; Metazoa; Chordata; Mammalia; Primates; Tarsiidae. Bases 136 to 765 code for a protein of 209 amino acids.
CUUGGGAUCCCAGUCAGCCUCCUUCCGGAUCCCAGACCGGAAACCGAGCCGCCCCCUUCCGCCACCGGCCGGAAGUGUCCUGAGACUCGAGGCAAAAGGGCAUCCGGUGGCUCUGCUGGGUAACUCGUGCUCACCAUGGCAGUCUCCUUGGCCGGGAAGAAGAUCGUGUUUGUUACGGGGAACGCCAAGAAGCUGGAGGAGGUCAUUCAGAUUCUAGGAGAUAAGUUUCCAUGUACUUUGGUGGCACAGAAAAUUGACCUGCCUGAGUACCAGGGGGAGCCGGAUGAGAUUUCCAUACAGAAGUGUCGGGAGGCAGCUCGCCAGGUCCAGGGCCCUGUACUGGUUGAGGAUACCUGCCUGUGCUUCAACGCCCUCGGAGGGCUCCCUGGCCCCUACAUCAAGUGGUUUUUGGAGAAGUUAAAACCUGAAGGUCUCUACCAGCUCCUGGCCGGGUUCGAGGACAAGUCAGCCUACGCGCUCUGCACUUUCGCACUCUGCACCGGAGACCCGAGCGAGCCUGUACGCUUGUUCCGGGGCCGGACCUCGGGCCAGAUCGUGGUGCCCCGAGGCUGCCAGGACUUUGGCUGGGACCCCUGCUUUCAGCCCGAUGGAUACACACAGACGUACGCCGAGAUGCCCAAGGCUGAGAAGAAUGGCAUCUCCCAUCGCUUCCGGGCCCUGCGCCAGCUGCAAGAGUACUUUGGUAGCUUGACUCGUCCUGCAGCUGGAGGAGGCCACUUGAGCCAGGAAUCUGGGGAGGGCUAGCCCCAAAUCCCCCCAUCAAGUGGGUACCCUUUGCAGUACUUCCUUUAGGGCUUCCCUUCCCCAGAGUGUUGAGGCACUCACCAGCACUGUCUGAGGAGCAGCUGGCUCUGCUCAGAGAAACUCUGGGCAAGUUGACACCGUUCUCUUGCCCUCAAGGACUGUGAUCUCUCCUGCAGUCUCCUGGCUUCAGAUCCUGAGAGGACCUUGGGUUGAAACUGGUCUUGGCAUGAUUGAGGGUUUGAGAAAGAACCAUGCAAACAGCCUUAGAUGUUUUAAAAUGCAGCAAAUAAAAUUUCUGAAUGGGACUUGUUCCCACAAUAAA